CGGGGCUUAUUUACCAUUAGUGAAUCAAUAUACUCAUAUAAGUUCAACACUCGAAACUACAUGCCAAUUAGGAACAAUGGUUAAAAAAUUGCAAAUAAAAAAACAUGAAAUAACAUAUGCAGUGAUAUAUUGA
Messenger RNA from Entrophospora candida, 133 nucleotides. The record is from the annotation of a GenBank genome assembly. Lineage: Eukaryota; Fungi; Glomeromycota; Glomeromycetes; Entrophosporales; Entrophosporaceae.